AUGCAUAUCUGCUUCAUGGGGAUGCCAGGGAUCCUGGGAAAUGGAAUGUGUCUCAAGGAAGUAGGUCGGUCGGACGGACAAUGAAAAAUCUACUGAACAACUGUCUUGUUACCCAGGUUAUUGGAAAGGAUGCGAAUGUUAUGUUGGUGACCUUGGCAGCCAAAUGUUUGGCUGGACUAGCUGCUGGGCUCCGGAAGAAGUUUGGAACAUAUGCAGGACAUGUAAGUUAACUAGCUAGCUAUCCUCAAGGCAGUGGGAACAUCUCUUUAUACAUCUUGAUUUCUGACAAAAAGGAGAAAUACUUAGCGCGUAACAUAUGUUUUCAAGGUGGUGCCAACUAUUUUAGAAAAGUUUAAAGAGAAGAAACCUCAAGUGGUCCAGGCCUUGCAAGAGGCUAUUGAUGCAGUCUUCCUUACUGUGAGUAUACUAUCAUCCAGUGUAUGUACGUAUAAAUUGCAUUUGGAUUACUGUUAUAGUGCUAUUUGGGUUGUUAAUUGGAUUAUUUCCACAAUUUCUUGAUUUCAAUUUUUUAAAUAUUUUUUUUAUUGGUUAUUUGUGUACUUGUUUGACAUUAUACUGCAUUGUUAGGAGCUAGUAACAUGACCAAUAAACUUUGAUUUGACUAUAUCUAUAUGUGAAUUAACUGGUCAAAGUUUGGAUAUUCAAUCAAAGAUCCAUCAGAUAUUGUGCUUGUUUUGAGAUAUUAUUUGUUUGAUAAUGAUUUGAUCCAGUUAAAAACAUUCCAGGCUGCCUCUGUAUAUUUUCAAUGUCUUGUUUUUGACACAAUGCUAUCACUGUUUUUCAGACAACUCUCCAGAAUAUCAGUGAGGAUGUAUUGGGGGUGAUGGACAAUAAGAACCCUUCCAUCAAACAACAGGCGUCUCUGUUCCUGGCCAGAAGCUUCCGCCACUGUACCCAAACCACAUUGCCGAAGAGCAUGCUCAAAGCUUUCUGCCCUGCAUUUCUCAAGGUAUCUGAACAUUUCCUAUUUCUAAACAGGCAAAUUCAGGGCUGGUUUCCCAGACACAGAUUAAGCCUAGUCCUGGACUAAAAAUCAUGCUUAGUCUAGACUCUAACAUUAAAGGUGCUUUUUUUUUUGUCCAGGACUAGGCUUAAUCUGUGUCUGGGAAAAUGGCCCUCUGUGUUCAAAUUACAGUGGGGGAAAAAAGUAUUUAGUCAGCCACCAAUUGUGCAAGUUCUCCCACUUAAAAAGAUGAGAGAGGCCUGUAAUUUUCAUCAUAGGUACACGUCAACUAUGACAGACAAAUUGAGAAAAGAAAAUCCAGAAAAUCACAUUGUAGGAUUUUUAAUGAAUUUAUUUGCAAAUUAUGGUGGAAAAUAAGUAUUUGGUCACCUACAAACAAGCAAGAUUUCUGGCUCUCACAGACCUGUAACUUCAUCUUUAAGAGGCUCCUCUGUCCUCCACUCGUUACCUGUAUUAAUGGCACCUGUUUGAACUUGUUAUCAGUAUAAAAGACACCUGUCCACAACCUCAAACAGUCACACUCCAAACUCCACUAUGGCCAAUACCAAAGAGCUGUCAAAGGACACCAGAAACACAAUUGUAGACCUGCACCAGGCUGGGAAGACUGAAUCUGCAAUAGGUAAGCAGCUUGGUUUGAAGAAAUCAACUGUGGGAGCAAUUAUUAGGAAAUGGAAGACAUACAAGACCACUGAUAAUCUCCCUCGAUCUGGGGCUCCACGCAAGAUCUCACCCCGUGGGGUCAAAAUGAUCACAAGAACGGUGAGCAAAAAUCCCAGAACCACACGGGGGGACCUAGUGAAUGACCUGCAGAGAGCUGGGACCAAAGUAACAAAGCCUACCAUCAGUAACACACUACGCCGCCAGGGACUCAAAUCCUGCAGUGCCAGACGUGUCCCCCUGCUUAAGCCAGUACAUGUCCAGGCCCGUCUGAAGUUUGCUAGAGUGCAUUUGGAUGAUCCAGAAGAGGAUUGGGAGAAUGUCAUAUGGUCAGAUGAAACCAAAAUAUAACUUUUUGGUAAAAACUCAACUCGUCGUGUUUGAAGGACAAAGAAUGCUGAGUUGCAUCCAAAGAACACCAUACCUACUGUGAAGCAUGGGGGUGGAAACAUCAUGCUUUGGGGCUGUUUUUCUGCAAAGGGACCAGGACGACUGAUCCGUGUAAAGGAAAGAAUGAAUGGGGCCAUGUAUCGUGAGAUUUUGAGUGAAAACCUCCUUCCAUCAGCAAGGGCAUUGAAGAUGAAACGUGGCUGGGUCUUUCAGCAUGACAAUGAUCCCAAACACACCGCCCAGGCAACGAAGGAGUGGCUUCGUAAGAAGCAUUUCAAGGUCCUGGAGUGGCCUAGCCAGUCUCCAGAUCUCAAGCCCAUAGAAAAUCUUUGGAGGGAGUUGAAAGUCCGUGUUGCCCAGCGACAGCCCCAAAACAUCACUGCUCUAGAGGAGAUCUGCAUGGAGGAAUGGGCCAAAAUACCAGCAACAGUGUGUGAAAACCUUGUGAAGACUUACAGAAAACGUUUGACCUGUGUCAUUGCCAACAAAGGGUAUAUAACAAAGUAUUAAGAAACUUUUGUUAUUGACCAAAUACUUAUUUUCCACCAUCAUUUGCAAAUAAAUUCAUAAAAAAUCCUACAAUGUGAUUUUCUGGAUUUUUUUCCCCCUCAUUUUGUCUGUCAUAGUUGACGUGUACCUAUGAUGAAAAUUACAGGCCUCUCUCAUCUUUUUAAGUGGGAGAACUUGCACAAUUGGUGGCUGACUAAAUACUUUUUUUCCCCACUGUAUGUCCUCCAAUUUGUGAAUGAGUGUGUGGAAUAAUGCUCCUACUCCCCAUCUCUCGAUUAACCCUCUCAGCAAGUGAAUGAUUCGGCCCCAGAGGUGAGAGAUGCUGCGUAUGAAGCUUUGGGUACAGCCAUGAAGGUGGUGGGUGAGAAGGCUGUCAACCCAUUCCUGGCUGAUCUUGAUAAACUCAAGCUUGACAAGGUGAGACAAGGCUAGGGAUGUUGCGGUGACCGUAUUACCGCCACACCGGCAGUCACGAGUCAUGAAGGCAGUCAAAUUCCACGUGACCGUUUAGUCACGGUAAUUAGGCUUCUCCAAGGUCUGAUUCUGCUGAUGGUCAUUAGUAGCCUACCAAACUUGCUAACUGCCUGGUACUCAGCACUCUAUUUUCCCUCUAAUCACUCUGACAUCAUUGCAAAUGUAAUCGAAAAUCUAAUCAAACACUUCAUGAGAGCUCAUGUGGCACAACAUAUCUAUUGCUAUGCAAUUGUGCGAGAAAACAGAGUGAUGGCCUCUAUUAAAAAGAGGAGGAUCCCAUCAGCUUUCUAUAGGCUAGGCCUACUAUAUUUAUUUCUCAACUUUCCUAAUAUUAAGCACAUUGCUUAGCUUUACAACAGGAGUAUAGCCUACCUGGCUAGCAUGAAAAUGAACCACAGGAAAAGCGUCCUCCAUUCGCUAUUUAAGUGCAUAGAUGACAUGUAUUUUUCCCCUGCCCAUGUUUCGAGACAGGUGCAUGAUAAUGGUCCAUUCUAAUUCAAAUCAAAUUUCACACAUAUUAUUUAGUAUAUGUAAAGACAAGAUUAAAUCAAGAACAGUCUGAUUGGUGACAAUAUUAGCCUAGCACUUGUGAAUGAUAUAUUAUCACUUGUGAAUGAUGCCCAGCGUAAAGCAAGAAACUGCCUUUGAUUAGAAAAAGUAGCAAAACAUAGUCGCACACCUCAUGUAGCCUAGCCCAUAGGCCUAUAUGUUUUGAUAAGGUUUGUAUCACAACUAAAGUGGCCAAAUACCUUCUUAAAAUGAAACACAUUAAUCUGCUUUACAAGGGGUGUAGAGCCUAACUGGCAUACAUAAGCAGUGCGUGAGUUUCAAGUUUGGGGAAGAUAAUUUUCACCAUAAAAAUGCACCUUUACAAUAAAAGCAUUACAUGCAUAAUCGCAUUUGCGGUCACUUUUGAUAAUGGUGUUUUCCCGCUAAUGGAACAUUCGCACUUAUAGUCUACUGCCGUGUGCGCAUUGCUGCGCUUAUAAUGUAGCCUAAUAGUUUAUAAACAAUUUAAGCUAAAUGUUCUGAUCUGUUGCGUCAGCCACAUUGCGUGAAAAAGGGUUUUUGAUUCUAGUGGUUGUAUUAAUUUGAGAUCUAUCGCAUCCCACAACUGUCCCAGACAGAAUAGGUCAACUUUUAUACUAUGGGGGAUAGUAGACUGACAUAGGCAAGUGCUUUUGCUGUUUGUUAGGCCUACUCAUCUUGUUGGCUGACGAAAAGUAAAUGUGGACAGUUCUUCCAAUAUCUGCAAUAUGCACCUCGGAAUUGGAUAAGGACGCGCGCAGUUGAGUCCCCGAUGUGUCUGUCUUCACUUGUAGCCUGUGAGAAAUACCUGAUCACGUGAUGGAGAGCCAUGUGAGUGAGAGGUGCUUCGGAGUGUGCAGCACUCGGGGAGAAGGGCACAACGCAGCACUCCUGGCCAAGGGCACAAUGGCCACUGGCCGCAAAAGGCAUGGAUUUUUUUAGGGUGCAUUACUGCCACAUAAAGUGGAUGCCGCCGGGAAAUUCGAGGCAUUAUCAAGUGCUUGUCAAAUUGUGAAUGAGAGACUAAUGAAGUGCGUACAGUCUGUGCAAAAAACAAAGCAGAGCUCAUGCCUUUCAAGCGACUUUAGUCUCAUCAUGCAGCCUUACAAUGUAUUAAAAAUCUAAACAUACAGCCCAACGUUUGUAGAACAACUAAAGUUACAUGAAUAACUCUAAAUUAAGCAUAUAGGAGUACCUAUUUCUUUGUUAACUGCUCAACACAGAAUAGCCGCAUGUGCGCACUCCUUCAAAUCGUUUGGAGAAAAUAUCCUUUCUAUUUAUUCAGCUUUGUUCAAUUGUAUUCUUCAUACUAUAAAACAAUGCCACAGAAUUAUAAGCAAAUCUUGUCUGCUAAAUUAACUAGUGUAGCCCGCAGCCAUUUUGCAUAGCCAGAUUAGGACCUAACAUAAGGACAACUCAGAGUAUGCUAUUCUGUUCUUCUGAAAUAGACUACAUUUUCUUCAUAUCAUGUUUCUUUAGACCUGUCUAAAAUAAAUCAUGGAUUUAUUGUGAAGGUGUAGGCUAUAUUACAUGGAUUUAUUACUUUUUUAAAUGUAGAUGUUCCAAAGGUCUGCAUCAGUGGCUUGUAGGCGACGCGUGGAAGCCAGGAGAAGCUAAAUGUGUUUGUUAAUUAACAGACAGUUAUUUGCUUGACAAUCACCGGCUGACUAAAUUUCGUGACCGCCACAGCCUUAGGCUAUAUAAAAUAUGUAUCAGUCUUUCAUUUUCAAUAUAUAUCCUUAUCGGUGUCUUUAUUACUAUCAGUCUAUUGUUAUCUUGUGUUGCUUAUCCUGUGUGAAAUUAGUUUACCCCUUCAGACUAGUUGUGGCCUAAUGCCAAUGUAGAUGAGUUCUUUAUUGGAUAAGGGUUGUAUUAUGAGUGAGUGAGGUUGUACCCUUUUUGAAGUUUAGCCGUUUUUAAAGGGUUGACAACAAAUGAAAUUAACUGACCUCCAUCCAUCUCUAAAUGAACAGAUCAAAGAAAGUGCUGAUAAAGUGGAACUGCCGGGAAAGAGAGGGGUGGAGAAGGUGGCACCUGCUGCCAAGGUAGCACCCCCUGCUGCGAAUCCAACUAGAUCCUCUGGACCACCCAAGAAGGCCCCAGCAGCUAAGGUGUGAUUGAUUGUACAAUUAAAAUGCAUAUAAAGCCACUUCAGCCUGAGACAACUUUACAAAGUGAAUCCCAGGCUACCAGUUUUGUUCACCAGGCUCACUACACUACAUCUGAUGAGACACAGGAACCAUAAGAAUAAGAAUAGAUUACAUUUAUAUAGUGCCUUUCCACGUACAGUAGGUGUUCAAAGAAGUUAUAUCUUUUUUUUGUGUUCUUCAUUAUUUUGCAGUCUGGUGGACCUCCUAAGAAAGGGAAAUCUGCCUCUGCUCCGAGUGCCAAAGGAAAGAAAGUUCCUGAAACAAAGGAAUUCAUAGAGACAGAGCUAUCGGUAAGUUGGCUCAUAACGUUACAUGGCUGUUUCGCAGAUUGAAAUGUGCAGCCAUUUCACCGUUGGAAUACUCAAUUGCGUUUUGAUGCUUUAGUGAUAUACUUCAACAUGAGUGCGUGAGUGAAGCACUCAUCUCUAUGGUUGGCUCUGGCCCUCUGAUCCCGGUUCCUCUCUAGGUUUCUUCUUUCUAGGGAGUUUUUACUCUUUCAUUAACUUGAGUGCGUUCUUCUGUGUCCACUAGAUUGAGGUAUGUGAGGAGAAGUCGUCCGCGGUGCUCCCAGCCUCCUGUAUGCAGCUGCUGGACUCCGCUAACUGGAAGGAGAGACUGGCCAGCAUGGAGGAGUUUCAGAAGGUAACUAGUUUUAACCUUGUGUAGUUUGAAAGUAUUCAGACCCCCUCCCCUUUUCCACAUUGUUACGUUACAGCCUUAUUCUAAAAUUGAUUAAAUAAUUUUUUUCCCCUCAUCAAUCUACACAAAAUACACCAUAAUGACAAAGCGAAAACAGGUUUUAGAAAUUUGUGCACAUUUAAUGAAAAAUUAAAACAGAAACCUUGUUUAAAUAAGUAUUCUGACCCUUUGCUAUGAGACUCGAAAUUGAGCUCAGGUGCGUCCUGUUUUCAUUGAUCAUUCUUGAGAUGUUUCUACAACUUGAUUGGAGUCCACCUGUGGUGAAUUCAAUUGAUUGGACAUGAUUUGGAAAGGCACACACCUGUCUAUAUAAGGUCCCACAGUUGACAGCGCAUGUCAGAGCAAAAACCAAGCCAUGAGGUCGAAGGAAUUGUCCGUAGAGUUCCGAGACAGGAUUGUGUCGAGGCACAGAUCUGGGGAAGGUUAACAAAAACUUUCUGCAGCAUUUAAGGUCCCCAAGAACACAGUGGCCUCCAUCAUUCUUAAAUGGAAGAAGUUUGGAACCACCAAGAUUCUUCCUAGAGCUGACUGCCCAGCCAAACUGAGCAAUCGGGGGGGAAGGGCCUUGGUCAGGGAGGUGACCAAGAACCCGAUGGUCACUCUGACAGAGCUCCAGAGUUCCUCUGUGGAGAUGGGAGAACCUUCCAGAAGGACAACCAUAUCUGCAGCACUCCACCAAUCAGGCCUGUUAUGGUAGUUCCAGACGGAAGCCACUCCUCAGUAAAAGGCACAUGACAGCCCGCUUGGAGUUUGCCAAAAGGCACCUAAAGACUCUCAGACAAUGAGAAACAAGAUUCUCUGGUCUGAUGAAACCAAGAUUGAACUCUUUGGCCUGAAUGCCAUGCGUUAUGUCUGUAGGAAACCUGGCACCAUCCCUACAGUGAAGCAUGGUGGUGGCAGCAUCAUGCUGUGGGGAUGUUUUUCAGCGGCAGGGACUGGAAGACUAGGCAAGAUCGAGGGACAGAUGAACGAAACAAAGUACAGAGAGAUCCUUGUUGAAAACCUGCUCCAGAGUGCUCAGGACUGCAGACUGGGGGGUGAAGGUUCACCUUCCAACAGGACAACGACCUGUUGGAAGCACACAGCCAAGAAAACGCAGGAGUGGCUUCGGGACAAGUCUCUGAAUGUUCUUGAGUUGCCCAGCCAGAGCCCGGACUUGAACCCGAUCGAACAUCUCUGGAGAGACCUGAAAAUAGCUGUGAAGUGACACUCCCCAUCCAACCUGACAGAGCUUGAGGGGAUCUGCAGAGAAGAAUGGGAGAAAUUCCCCAAAUACAGGUGUGCCAAGCUUGUAGUGUCAUACCCAAGAAGACUCAAGGCUGUAAUCGCUGCCAAAGGUGCUUCAACAAAGUACUGAGUAAAGGGUCUGAAUACUUAUGUACAGUGGGGGGAAAAAGGUAAUUAGUCAGCCACCAAUUGUGCAAGUUCUCCCACUUAAAAAGAUGAGAGGCCUGUAAUUUUCAUCAUAGGUACACGUCAACUAUGACAGACAAAAUGAGAGAGAAAAAUCCAGAAAAUCACAUUGUAGGAUUUUUUAUGAAUUUAUUUGCAAAUUAUGGUGGAAAAUAAGUAUUUGGUCAAUAACAAAAGUUUAUCAAUACUUUGUUAUAUACCCUUUGUUGGCAAUGACACAGGUCAAACGUUUUCUGUAAGUCUUCACAAGGUUUUCACACACUGUUGCUGGUAUUUUGGCCCAUUCCUCCAUGCAGAUCUCCUCUAGAGCAGUGAUGUUUUGGGGCUGUCGCUGGGCAACACGGACUUUCAACUCCCUCCAAAGAUUUUCUAUGGGGUUGAGAUCUGGAGACUGGCUAGGCCACUCCAGGACCUUGAAAUGCUUCUUACGAAGCCACUCCUUCGUUGCCCGGGCGGUGUGUUUGGGAUCAUUGUCAUGCUGAAAGACCCAGCCACGUUUCAUCUUCAAUGCCCUUGCUGAUGGAAGGAGGUUUUCACUCAAAAUCUCACGAUACAUGGCCCCAUUCAUUCUUUCCUUUACACGGAUCAGUCGUCCUGGUCCCUUUGCAGAAAAACAGCCCCAAAGCAUGAUGUUUCCACCCCCAUGCUUCACAGUAGGUAUGGUGUUCUUUGGAUGCAACUCGGCAUUCUUUGUCCUCCAAACACGACGAGUUGAGUUUUUACCAAAAAGUUAUAUUUUGGUUUCAUCUGACCAUAUGACAUUCUCCCAAUCCUCUUCUGGAUCAUCCAAAUGCACUCUAGCAAACUUCAGACGGGCCUGGACAUGUACUGGCUUAAGCAGGGGGACACGUCUGGCACUGCAGGAUUUGAGUCCCUGGCGGCGUAGUGUGUUACUGAUGGUAGGCUUUGUUACUUUGGUCCCAGCUCUCUGCAGGUCAUUCACUAGGUCCCCCCCGUGUGGUUCUGGGAUUUUUGCUCACCGUUCUUGUGAUCAUUUUGACCCCACGGGGUGAGAUCUUGCGUGGAGCCCCAGAUCGAGGGAGAUUAUCAGUGGUCUUGUAUUUCUUCCAUUUCCUAAUAAUUGCUCCCACAGUUGAUUUCUUCAAACCAAGCUGCUUACCUAUUGCAGAUUCAGUCUUCCCAGCCUGGUGCAGGUCUACAGUUUUGUUUCUGGUGUCCUUUGACAGCUCUUUGGUCUUGGCCAUAGUGGAGUUUGGAGUGUGACUGUUUGAGGUUGUGGACAGGUGUCUUUUAUACUGAUAACAAGUUCAAACAGGUGCCAUUAAUACAGGUAACGAGUGGAGGACAGAGGAGCCUCUUAAAGAUGAAGUUACAGGUCUGUGAGAGCCAGAAAUCUUGCUUGUUUGUAGGUGACCAAAUACUUAUUUUCCACCAUUAAUUUGCAAAUAAAUUCAUAAAAAAUCCUACAAUGUGAUUUUCUGGAUUUUGUUUUCUUCUCAAUUUGUCUGUCAUAGUUGACGUGUACCUAUGAUGAAAAUUACAGGCCUCUCAUCUUUUUAAGUGGGAGAACUUGCACAAUUGGUGGCUGACUAAAUACUUUUUUCCCCCACUGUAAAUGUGAUAUUUCUGUUUUUUAUAAUACAUUUGCUAACAUUUCUGAAAUGUUUUUGCUUUGUCAUUAUGGGGUGUUGUGUGUAGAUUGAUGUGGGACAAAAAACAAUUUAAUCAAUGUUAGAAUAAGGCUGUAACGUAACAAAGUGGAAAAAGUUGAGGGGUCUGAAUACUUUCUGAAUGCACUGUACCUCAUAAUAUAAUACAUUUUGUGUUCUGUUUAAUUCUGUGCUUUUGCUCAUGUCACGAACAUGCUCCGUACAACAUAAUGCUAUUGUCUACUGAAUUCCAAUGUGUUUUUAACAUCUACAACUGGCAUAUAAACCUUUUUUUUGUUGCUUUAACCUGACUGGGAAUUACAUGUGUAAAUAGGUUAUAGACAUAGAUGAAGUGGUGGAGUUAUGGACUGUUGUCUUAUGCUAUGUUCUUGUCAUGUGACUGUCAUCAGGCUGUGGAGCAGAUGGACAAGAGUGAGAUGCCCUGCCAGGCUCUGGUCAGGAUGCUGGCCAAGAAACCAGGCUGGAAAGAGACUAACUUCCAGGUACAGCAUACCAAGUUUAAACACUUACCGCUUAAAUGGACUCAUCGUAUAUCUUUUUUUUUAGAGGACAGUCCCUUUUUUUGGGUAUUGGACAAUGUUUUUGUCCUGUCAUUAUUUUGGAUGCGUGUAGAAAAAAAGAUGUAUUCACUAGAUUGAUCCACCCACAUGGCUCUGUCUUCUGUUCAGGUGAUGCAGAUGAAGCUCCACAUCGUGGGUCUGAUAGCCCAGAAGGGCUCCUUCUCCAAGACGUCUGCCUUCGUGGUGCUGGACGGCCUGGUUGAUAAAAUAGGAGAUGUGAAGUGUGGGGUUAAAGCUAAGGAGGGCCUGACUGCUACUGCCGAGGCCUGCUCCCUCCCCUGGACUGCUGAACAGGUCUGUUGAUGUUGUCAGUAUUUGUUGAUGACACUGCUGUUCUGUUAGUCUGUUGUUUUUAGAAUGAAAAUAAUAAAAGUAACAAAUAUGAGAACACGAGUAAGAUAAAUAUCACAAGAGUUAAAGUUCUCAGUCACUGCGACGGGUUUCCGUCAAGGAUUCUGGAGAAGUCAUUUUUGAGAAGUGUAGAGCCACAAUAAACAUCUCUGGGGGGGGGAGAGACGACCUAGCCUAAAACAGACAGUUGCAUAUCUGUUCUACAAAAUAUAUUCCCAAAUAUUUUAUUUUCUGUUACAAUGUGUGCACUGAACUGACAUGCAUGAUUGUUGAUGACACGCCGAUGUUCUGAUCAAGGUAUUUAAAUAGUCUAUAUGAUGGACAUCACAGCGUCGCUCAACUCAGACAGCAGUGUGUAGCCUACUGUAGCUGCUGGAAAAGUUAUUCAAAGCCUUUAGUACUUUCCAGUGCUACUAUCUUUGCCAUGUAAUGGUGUUAUUAAAAAUAAAUCAGACAGCCCCAUAGUAGGAUAGUUGACCUAUUACCUAGUCUGCUAGUUGUGUGUUCUAUACAAGGUCAAUAUUCCUCUCGAGGUGCAUUCAAGUUGCGAGAGCCAUUGGCGGGGAAACGUAUUCUGACAAGCAGUCAAUGCACAACAAUUCUUAAUGCAAUUGCGAGAGAACACUUUUGAAAGCAGUUUUGGCCUUUUGAUUUGUUUUUAAAGAGGGGGAUCCCAGUUUUACAUUGCUACCACAUUUAUUUCUCUACUCGUGAAAUUGUGCGUGUGCCGUUGUUUUACAACCAGGUUUAGGCGCAGCUGCUCAAUAGAGCUCUUAAAGUGGCAUUGUCAUCUUAAAAGGACAAUGACAUACUUUGUAAUAUAUAUAUAUAUUAUUUUCUCCAAAUUGUCGGAGUGAAUAAUAAUAAAUUAUAUAUUCAUAUUUAUAAUAUUAACAACAAUCAGGAUGUGUCCGAUGGGGUAAAUGCAGAUAGACAAACCCCAUGUUUCAGCCUAUGUGUAUUUUAUAGCCACUAUGCUUCAGCAGUUGGACUACAAGUGAUAAUGCUUAUUGCUAAUAGCACAUCUGAUAAUAUAGACCAUCAUUUAUACCAAUAUUUUUGUCAUUGGGCCCUUUUUUGUGUCUGCAUUUUAUUUUCAUAGUUUUUGUAGUAGAAUGUCCUUUUUAAAAAGUCACCCAAACUGAGCUUCCCAGUCCUUCUACAUAAACAGUAUCCUGGGGAGGCCCCUGACCCCCUAAGCAUUAUCCUGGGGAGGCCCCUGACCCCCUAAGCAUUAUCCUGGGGAGGCCCCUGACCCCCUAAGCAAGGGGACUGGAAUUGGUCAAACACUCAGUUUAGUACAUGUACAAAAUGACGAUUUUUCCCUAAAAGCAUGAUGGUGGUCAUGACUUUCUUACAUGAAAGGGAGUUGAACUUGGCCCCAACCAAUCGAACUGAGAUCGCCUUAAGUUUCAGUCAUGGACAUUUUUUUAUUUUAUUUGUGUAUGUAAGUUGUUCACUAGUGUGCUUCAUCCCUCAGGUGGUCUCCAUGGUUUUUGCACAGAAGAAUCCUAAAAAUCAAGCUGAAACCCUCAACUGGUUGGCUAACGCCAUGAAGGAAUUUGGAUUUGCUGGGUAAGUUUCUUACUUUCCAUUAUUGGAGGUGUAUUCAUAUAACAAUAUCAAAGCAUUGUGUCCUAUGAUUUAGAUAUUCUAAUUCACAAAAUCAUUGUGGUAACACAAGUCUGCAGGUAAAAUGCUUUAUGUGUUAUAAACAUGUAUGAUAAUGGUACGUAUGUACAUGUUUAUUCCUGCAGCAUCAAUGUGAAGGGUUUCAUCAACAACGUAAAAACAGCGUUGGGAGCGACCAACCCUGCGGUGCGGACAGCAGCCAUCACCCUCCUAGGAGUCAUGUACCUGUACAUGGGAGCUCCUCUACGCAUGUUCUUCGAGGAUGAGAAACCUGCCCUACUGAAACAGAUAGACGAUGAGUUUGAAAAGGUAGGAAAAACAUGUGUGAGCAACAUGUUGAGUGAAGUAAACAAUAUAGUAUUUGGUGUAUAUAAUGUCAUUUAUUUUUAUGACUGCCGUCUCUUUGAAAUUGGUAGCUUGAGGUUUAUUUAAACUUCGAUCUGUUCGGUCUACAUAAGUUGAAUCUCUUGUGAACAGACUAUGUAAACUAUUCUGGUACCGUAGAUCUGUCAUCAUGCUAUGGGAUGAGCAGCAUUAGUUCCAGUGUUUGGGUUUUCGUCACUGCUUAUUUGGACGAAUCAGGAUUGGGCGAAGGCAGUGGUCCAACUUUGGGUGGGGAUAUCCAGCCUGAUUUAAAAACAGGUGGAAUUAUCGGGGAGGGGGAGGCUGAGAGUUUCCUUUUGCGAGGGUGGAGACUAGUGAUGUUAAUCGGUUAGCUGCCGGAAAUACAUUUGACCGAUCAUGCUUAACGGUUUAUAGGUUAUUUUGUGGAAUUAAAUUGGCGCGUGUUAGUCGUCAUGCAUUUUAUUUAUCACACGCGCACAGCAUACAGAGACUAGUUGGAGGAGUGGACAAUCCUACCACCACCUGUCAGACAGCACCAGAGUAGCUCCUCAAAAAGCCAGUAGGCUACUGGAGUAAAACCUGCUUUUGGAAGCCCAGUCAUUGCGCAACAAAUAACAAUUCUAAAUGCAAUCGCGUGUCAAUUUUGGUGGCCCCGAUUUAAAAAGGAGCUUUUUUCUUCUUCUUUUCUUGUGAAGCGGGCCCCCCAUGCGCCAUUCGGAUGCAAGGCUAUAGCCUGCCUACUGUUGACUAUCAGCACGUCACCCACUUCUUUUCAAUGUGAGCUUGAGGCAGUAUAAUUGUUUGAAACCUGAACGUUUUACUUUACUUCAAAUAAUGAGGCAUCUCUUACCUUGCUUUAAAGUAGCCUUGCGAAAAUCCAUCCAUAGAAACGUGGAGGCAAUUAUUUUAUAAAGACUUCCUCAUGCCGUUAACCAGCAUUUCUCCUGUUCUAUUGGUUUUCAUAUCAGCUUUCUUUCGUUGUCCAGAAGCCAAAGGCACAAUCCUAGUCAUAUUAGCAACCCAUCAUAGUAGUUGCUAUUAGAUUCACCCUCUUUCUAAGUUUCUAACUGAGAUUUUCAUCUGUCACAUGAAACUGCUCACAUUAGGUGUGCAGUUUAGAACUGUGUUUUCUGUUAAUUGCUUUUGGACAAAUGUUUGAAAAUGAUGUUUUAUUAGCUGCUUAAUUUCAGGAGUUGCAUGUUCAAUAAUAGGCUAUAGCUUUUUGACUGUAAGAUGAUCGACUUGCUAUUAAUGAAAAAUGUCCAGUCCUUGUAUGCAUGCAUAGUGUCAGGGAGGAAGAAGCGAAGCGAGAGGUUCCACUCUCGCCAACAUCUGUCCAAAAUAAGUCCAAAGCGUUUCUAUGGGCUUAUUUUGGUCCUUAACUUGUUGCCUGCAUUCCCGCCUUCCCAUUGUUGGAAACAUAAGCAUCUCGUCAUUAUAUACAGAUCUCUGAUAGUAUUUUCUGUUGGUCACGUCAUUUUUACUUAAAAAAAAAAAAAAUGUAUCUGUUUGUUGACCGGUUAAUGAGGGUCAGUUAGUCGGCAGCAAAUUUGACCAAAAUGUGCAUCCCUAGUGGAGAGUUCGCAAAACCAGAAAUCUCAAUUUCUAACACGCCCCCCCCCCCGAACCUAACUGAGGAUCUGACCAAAUUACGUGGGAUUUUCGUUCUAACUAAACUGAGAUUAACAUAAGAUUGAUGUCAGAAAGGCAUAUAAGAAAUGUUUAUAUGCACAGGUAUAUAUAUUUUCAAUUUGACUGAUGAGAUUGCUGCUUUUGCCUCUUCAGAUGCAAGGCCAGUCUCCUCCGGCUGCGUUCAGAGGAGCCAAGAAAGGAGGGACAGAGGAGGAUGGAGAGGAGGCAGACGACCAGGAGGAGGAUGGAGGAGGAGCACCUGACAUCAUGGAUCUGCUACCUAGAACUGACGUCAGGUUUGAAUUCACACACUAAUACCCUUUUCACACUACCUCACCGCUCCUUCUCAGCACUCUUCCAUAUUUUCAGCAACUAUGGUGGUUGCGUAAUCAGGACAGCUUAGUCCUGCUUGGAUUGGAUUGGUCUGGCUCAGUGUGAAAAGCCCUAUACUACUAGGACUAUUUUGGUUUUGAUGGUUCCAUUCUAUGUUUAAUGGUUUAGCCAUUUCACCUUAUUAAUUCACUCUUUUCUUCAUCUCCUGUGCAGUGAUAAAAUCACACAAGACAUGGUGGAUAAGAUGAGUGAUAAGAACUGGAAGAUCCGUAAGGAAGGUCUGGAUGAGGUAGCAGCGGUCAUCUCUGAGGCCAAGUUUAUCAAGCCCAGUAUAGGAGAGCUGCCCAUGGCACUGAAGGGCCGACUCAACGACUCCAACAAGAUCCUGGUAAGAAAUGGUCUCUGCUCUGACUGAAGAGGCCAAUGUAUCUGACAGAUACCAUAAGAUACCAUGACAUAAAUUAACAUUUUAGAGAUCCUAAGCGAUCUGUUUUUCUCCAGGAUAUUGGCGUAUCAGUGCAAACAUCAUUUGUAGAUGUCCUGUGAUAUUGUAGGUAUUUCUGACACUGAAUUAUGUCUCUCCCCAGUGCCAGCAAACCCUGACUAUUCUUCAACAAAUGGCCGUAGCGAUGGGCCCAGCUCUGAAACAACAUGUCAAGAGUCUGGGCAUGCCCAUCAUCACUGUACUGGGAGACAGCAAGGUAAAGACUAUCAUAAUCUAAAAUACCUACGCAAAGGCAUGGGUAGCUAUUUAUGAUUAGUGUGAUAGAGAAUAUUAUACCGUGUGCAUAGUACAUACAUAUUACAAGCAUAACAAUCUCAUACAAGUGAUAUACUAGUGUGGAGUUGUCAGUAUCAGUUGUCACUCUCUGUGUCGUAUUGAGUGAAUAAUGGUGUUGACUCUGUGUCCCCUCCUCCCCUGUAGACCAACGUGCGUGCUGCUGCCAUGACAACCCUGCAGGCCUGGGUAGAACAGACCGGCAUGAAGGACUGGCUGGAGGGAGACGACCUUUCUGAAGAGCUCAAGAGAGAGAACCCUUUCCUCAGGCAGGAGGUACAAACACAGCCCUUCAGGUCCUCUCUUAAAAUCUCUGUUAAAGCCUACCUCUUGUAACUGGCAGUAAUGUGUACUAACAAUGUGGAUAGAUGGCUGUGUCAUGGGUAUUGUGUGGAAUCUGAGCACAAGGUUGAUUCACUGGGGGCAUUUGGAAGCAUAAUACCUCCAGCCAUGUUUGAGAAAGACCCAUGUAACGCCCCUCUGCUCCCCAGGUGCUGGGCUGGCUGGCAGAGAAGCUGCCCACCAUGCGUACGGUGCCCUCUGACCUGAUGCUGUGUGUGCCCUACCUGUACACCUGUCUGGAGGACCGCAACGGAGACGUGAGGAAGAAGGCCCAGGACGCCCUGCCCACCUUUAUGAUGCACCUGGGCUAUGAGAAGAUGUUGAAGGCCACUGACAAACUGAAGGUACGUUAUGCCAUGGAGGAGAUGACUUAGACAUGCUACAUUUGAAGAUAACUUGGCUAAAAUAUAUAUCUACCAGAGAUGGGUGAGGUGUAAGUUCAUUAGAUAGCUUUUGAAAACAACUGAAUGAGCGUAGAUGGUAGAGUAUAAUUUGCCUCGAAAUUCAGACUGAAUUACUAAUUCAUAGUGGAGUGGAAGAAAUUGGAAAACAGAGCUGAAUUCAGUCUGGAUUUCGAGGCUAGAGUACACUGUCUUAUGUCAGAUAGCGCAAUGGUUCAUGGCAACACUCACGUUGGAAUGACACCAUCUGUGGGAAGACAAUGGGCUGGGGUAUUGUUAUUGGGUACUGACUCAGAAGACAGUGGGCUGGGGUAUUGUUAUUGGGUACUGACUCAGAAGACAGUGGGCUGGGGUAUUGUUAUUGGGUACUGACUCAGAAGACAAUGGGCUGGGGUAUGGUUAUUGGGUACUGACUCAGAAGACAAUGGGCUGGGGUAUUGUUAUUGGGUACUGACUCAGAAGACAAUGGGCUGGGGUAUGGUUAUUGGGUACUGACUCAGAAGACAAUGGGCUGCGGUAUUGUUAUUCUGUAAUCUGACUCUGUGUGUCCCUGUCUUCCUCUCCUUGCAGCCGGCCUCGAAGGAGCCAGUGUCUGCCCUGCUGGAGAAGGCCCGGGCAGUGAUGCCAGCCAAGCCUGCUCCACCACCUGGCAAAGCUGGCGCAACAAAGUCUAUCAGUGGCGGCGCCCCCGCUGCAAAGUCAGGUUGGCUUGCCUCUCAGUUACUGUCUGAAUGAUGGAUGAGUCUUCAUCCCGAAUUGCACCCUAUUCCCUAUUUAGUGCACUACUUUUGACCAGGCUCCAUAGGGCUCUGGUCAUAAGUAGUGCACUAUGUAGGGAAUAGGGUGCCAUUUGGGACAUGCAAAGUAUCCACUACCACCAGUACAUUCCUUAUCAUGUGCUACACCAACUAAGUAACAUCAGCCAAGGAGGGAUCUAUCUUUCCAAUGUUCUAAUCUUGAGCAAUAAUCCAAUCAAUCAAUCAAAUGGUAUUUGUCACAUGCGCCGAAUACAACAGGUGUAGACUUUACCGUGAAAUGCUUACUUACGAGCCCUUUCCCAACAAUGCAGAAUUAAAAAGUAAGAAAAAUAACAUUUUGGGCAAAUAAGAAGGAAACAAGGAAAUAGUUACACAAUAAAAUAACAAUAGCGAGGCUAUAUACAAGGAGUACUGGUACCGAGUCAGUGUGCAGGGGUACGAGGUAAUGGAGGUAACAUGUAGAUGUAGGUAGUGGUAAAGUGUUAGAUUAAUUUGUAUUUUAAGAAUAAUGACUAAAGGAUUUCACCCCAAAUACAGUAUAAAUGUGUGAACGGUGUUGAGUUAUAAUGUAGUGGCAACCCACUAACAGAGGGGGGCGGGACUAAACAUUCCAGGGUGAAGGAGACUGCGGAAACUGUUUAAGAAAGCCUCCUAAAGGUGGGCGGAGCAAAGUGCCUUUGUGUGUCAAGGGGUAUAAAACAGUAUGUAUGGGUUUUUGGCGCCAGAGCUCACCAUGAAUAAAAAUACAGAUCAUUCUUGCUGGUUGUGGACCUUACAACCCCUGGUAAUGAUUCAAGCUUAGGUUGAAUUAGAGAUAUACAUUCUCGUGACAUAAAGGUGACUAGGCAAUCAGGGUAGAUGAUAAAGAGAGUAGCAGCAGCGUGUGUGUGGCGUCAAGAUGCGUGUGUGUGGCGUCAAGAUGCGUGUGUGUAUAAACUCAGCAAAAAAAGAAACAUCCUCUCACUGUCAACUGCGUUUAUUUUCAGCAAACUUAAGCAGUAUGGCUGGUGGCUUUGUCAUGCUGGAGGGUCAUGUCAGGAUGAGCCUGCAGGAAGGGUACCACAUUAGGGAGGAGGAUGUCUGCCCUGUAACGCACAGCGUUGAGAUUACCUGCAAUGACAACAAGCUCAGUCCGAUGAUGCUGUGACACACCGCCCCAGACCAUGACGGAACCUCCACCUCCAAAUCGAUCCCGCUCCAGAGUACAGGUCUCGGUGUAACUCUCAUUCCUUCGACGAUAAACACGAAUCCGACCAUCACCCCUGGUGAGACAAAACCGCGACUCGUCAGUGAAGAGCACUUUUUGCCAGUCCUGUCUGGUCCAGCGACGGUGGGUUUGUGCCCAUAGGCGACGUUGUUGCCGGUGAUGUCUGGUGAGGACCUGCCUUACAACAGGCCUACAAGCCGUCAGUCCAGCUUCUCUCAGCCUACUGCGGACAGUCUGAGCACUGAUGGAGGGAUUGUGCGUUCCUGGUGUAACUCGGGCAGUUGUUGUUGCCAUCCUGUACCUGUCCCGCAGGUGUGAUGUUCGGAUGUACCGAUCCAGUGCAGGUGUUGUUACACGUGGUCUGCCACUGCAAGGACGAUCAGCUGUCUGUCCUGUCUCCCUGUAGCGCUGUCUUAGGCGUCUCACAGUACGGACAUUGCAAUUUAUUGCCCUGGCCACAUAUGCAGUCCUCAUACCUCCUUGCAGCAUGCCUAAGGCACAUUCACGCAGAUGAGCAGGGACUCUGAAAAACACCAAAAGAAAGAUGCCCAGAGUCAGUAGAAAGGCCUCUUUAGUGUCCUAAGUUUUCAUAACUGUGACCUUAAUUGCCUACCGUCUGUAAGCUGUUAGUGUCUUAACGACCGUUCUUCAGGUGCAUGUUCAUUAAUUGUUUAUGGUUCAUUGAACAAGCAUGGGAAACAGUGUUUAAACCAUUUACAAUGAAGAUCUGUGAAGUUAUUUGGAUUUUUACGAAUUAUCUUUGAAAGACAGGGUCCUGAAAAGGGGACGUUUCUUUUUUUGCUGAGUUUAUAUGUGUUUGAGUGUCAGUGUAGUGAGUGGGCAUAGAGCCAGUGCAAGGAAAACGGGGGGUCAAUGCAAGUAGUCUGGGUAGCCAGUUGAUUAACUGUUCAGCAGUCUUAUGGCUUGGGGGUAGAAGCUGUUCAGGAGCCUUUUGGUCCCAGACUUGGCGCUCCGGUACUGCUUGCCGUGCGGUAGCAGAGAGAACAGUCUGACUUGGGUGGCUGUAGUCUUUGACCAUUUGUAGGGCCUUCCUCUGACACCGCCUGGUAUAAUUGACAUCUCUCUAGCUCCCUUGGACUCAUAGCCUGUCUUGUAAGAUGCAGGCUUAGUCUGUUAAGAUAUAUAAAAGUGUGAAAAAAAACAUCCUGCCCACUUUGUUUUUGCAGGUCCGUCUAAAGCUAAACCUAAACCUGUUAUUGAUGACUAUGAUGAUGACGAGCCGGAGCCUGAGACUAAGUCUAAGAAAGUGGUCAAGCCUGGAGCUGCUAAAAAGGUAUGCAUUUAUUCAUCUUUUCUUUUGUAUUAAGUUUAUUUGUCAGGGACCAUGUACAUAUGCAUUGUUCCACAUAUAGCUAGACUGAUAAUGUUAAUCUCCAGUCCCUGGAAAUCUUACUUGCCAAUGUCAUGAAAAUCUCAUUCAGUACAAUCUCAUUCAGCUCUCGGCACACCAAACACCUACAAUGUGCCAGCUUUCCUCUCUGUGAAAUGGAUAUUUCAUUCUGCAUUUAAUAGAACGCCCCCCAGGAAUCUGUUGCGAGCUCGAAUAAAGAUAGUGUCUGUAGUCCUAAAAGAUUUACAAAGGGGAAGCCUAGCAGCCAGCAGGUACAUGUUUACUAAUGUGUGACUCAGGAAUGACUAACUGGGUGGAGCCUUGCGUCGGGUGUUGAGGCACUGCGCCCGCGUCUGUCUCCAAUGUUGUGUGGGUACUAACACACAUGCACUCUGUCCGAGGCGUUGCUCAAUAUCAAAUACUUUUAAAUGUAGCUUUAUAUUCAUCUUUGUGUUUUUUGGUAAAAAAAUAUAUGGUUAGUGUGUAGCGCUUUUCAUUUACAGGCUGAAAUCACAAAGCUCUUUACAUUAUCAAGAUGAUGGUGUUUUCGUGUUGUCUUAACCUUUUUGUCUUUGUCUGACCACGCUAUACAUGAGUUUUACAGCUUACUUUUAUAUAAAGCUUUACAUCUUGUAGUAAUGUUUCUGUCUUUUUAAACCUCUAUCACAUAUUCUGAGAACAACCCUUUAGCUUUUAUCUAGCUUUGUAUCUUGUAAUGAUUACGUUUCUGUGCUUUGUCUUGUAAACCUCCACAUCUCUCUCUCCCCCGUCCCCGUCCCGUCUUCAGGGUGUGCUUGGGAAGAAAGCCCCGGUCACGAAGGCCAAUGCCAAGGAUGAGGAGGACCGGUCUGGCGUCAUCUUCAUCCUGGUCCCCAAUGGCAAGGAGCAGAGGAUCAAGGAGGAGAAAGGGCUCAAGGCACGUCACCGUGUAGCUUUUCAGUUUGUCACCGUGUAGCUUUUCAGUUUUGAUAAAAGGGAGGUUUCUCUUUGUAAUCACUUGAAAAAGUGAUGUAAAUCUCAAUGUGACUUCUCUGCUUAAAUAAAGGAUAAAUAAAAAUAAAUUGUGCAGUGGAGAUGGAAGCUAGAGGUUGCUAUAAAGGACAGUCAUGUUAUGUGUUUCAUCUGCUCCCUGACAGUGUUUUUUUGGAUGCCCAGGAUAACUGUUUGCUGAGCAAGACAUUUUAACUGUUUAUUUAAUGUUAUUUAACAGGGAGUCCCAUUGAGAGUAAAGUCUCUUGCAAAAGUGUAAAGGAAAAUAUUGUUUUAUUUUAUCCUUUAUUUAACCUGGCAAAAUCAUUUAAGAACAAAUUCUUAUUUACUAUGACAACCUUUCUUGCUGAACAAGAAAUAACUGGUAAUGUGAGUAAGAAUGCUGACUAUAAUUCUUGAAUAAUGAUAAUCAUCUAACUUGUGAUGCAGGUGUUGAAAUGGAACUUCCAGACACCGCGAGAUGAGUACGUGGAUCAGCUAAAGACUCAGAUGUCCACCUGCUUCGCCAGAUGGCUCCAGGACGAGCUGUUCCACGCUUCUGACUUCCAACGCCAGGUCAAGGCUAUCGGGGUCAUGGGAGAGGUGAGAAACCUGCAGGAGACAAUGAAACACACUAAUGAUUGGAUGGAGCCCUUGGUUGAGUGUCUUUUUUCUUUAACCUUUAUACAGGUUAGUGUUACUGAGAUGAAAUCUAUUUUACAGUAGAGACCUGCACUCUGUACAUAACCGCUUUUGGUGUUUGAGUCUGAAGAGUGAAAAGGCUUCAAAAAUCAAAUCUUGUUUUUAGUUUCUCUUAGACCAAAACCAUUAGUGUUUCUUAGAAACCUAAGGGAGUUGCUUGUUUACUUGACUGACCACAAUGUUAUGUUUCCACUCUGUAGCGUAUGGAGGAUGAGCUUGAGGGCACAGUCAGCUGCUUGGACCUGAUCCUGAAGUGGUUCACGCUGCGUUUCUUUGAGACCAAUAGCACUGUGCUGAUGAAGGUGCUGGAGUACCUCAAGCAGCUCUUCCCCACGCUUAGCAGAGAGAACUACCACCUCAACGAAUACGAGGCCUCCUCCUUCAUUCCCUACCUCAUUCUCAAAGUAAGUCAACCCCUACCUCAGUGGUCACCAACCGGUCGAUUGCGAUCGAUGGAGAUAACUGGUGGAUCUCAAAGGCAUUCCUAGUCGAUCACCAAACAUUUCUGUAAAAAACAACAACGAUAAAGCCUUUCGUUCCUUUUUUGGGGGUGGUUGGUGCACUAAAUUCAGCAGCCCUAGUGCCGGGAAGGAAAUGUUUUCCCAUUUGAAACCAUUUCACGUGCCUGAAGGUAGAACUCAGUAUACCCGGCAGGCCCAGGGAGCAAAUCAAGUGCACCUAUAGUCCUUCCGCUGGCCAAUCAGAUAGCUCAGAUCACCGUGUCUGCAGUUUCCUCAAGCAAUAGGCUGUAAGAAGAAGCGUUGAGCGCACAGCAAAGUUGAUACUGAGAGAUUUCAAAAUGUUUAAAACCAUGACUAGAGAGAAACUCAAUGAAUACAGCAAAGAGCUGCUGCUUUUAAUGUUGCAUAGGCUUAUGUUUUUAAGUCAUGAAAAUAAUGACUGAAAAGUUUGGUGACCAAUGCCCUACCUCAUCCUCCCAAGUAAGUCGGCCCCUCCCUCAUCCUCCCAAGUAAGUCGGCCCCUCCCUCAUCCUCCCAAGUAAGUCGGCCCCUCCCUCAUCCUCCCAAGUAAGUCGGCCCCUCCCUCAUCCUCCCAAGUAAGUCGGCCCCUCCCUCAUCCUCCCAAGUAAGUCGGCCCCUCCCUCAUCCUCCCAAGUAAGUCGGCCCCUCCCUCAUCCUCCCAAGUAAGUCGGCCCCUCCCUCAUCCUCCCAAGUAAGUCGGCCCCUCCCUCAUCCUCCCAAGUAAGUCGGCCCCUCCCUCAUCCUCCAACUAAGUCGUCUUCGAUUAAGGUCAGUAGAAAGUCUCUGUCGAUAGAGUGACGGUUGACCUGUAUGUUGAUGUGAAUUGUGCCAUAAAAGUUGACUUUGGGUAUGUUAAAUAUUUUUUACGGAAAUUAAAAAUUGUCUAAUAACAAGAAAGGUUUAGUAGAACAUUUGAUACACAGUGAAGCUGCAAAUGCCAAUAUGACUAUUGUCUAACCAUCUGUAACCCUGUUUCACCUGACAGGUUGGAGAGUCAAAGGAUGUGGUGCGUAAAGACGUGCGUGCCAUCCUCACCAUGUUGUGUAAGGUCUACCCCGCCAGCAAAGUCUUCCCAUUCCUCAUGGACGGGACCAAGUCCAAGAACUCCAAACAGAGAGCUGGUAAGAAAGAGAUUUUUAGUAGUGACUAAGGUGGACCAAGGCUAUAAGGACUAAAAUAGGAGAUGAUAGAAUUCAUUACAGUAAGUGAUUGUGUCAAAUGUUGUAAGUCAUUGUAAAAACGUUCAGGUUCUUAAUAAAUACUCUUAUGGGCUAGUUUCCCAGACACAGAUUAUACUUAGUCCUGGAUAAAAACUAUAACAUUGUUGGGGGGGAAUAUUAAAAUAUGUUUUUUUAGUCAAAGACUAGGCUUAAUCGGCUUAAUUCCUGUCUGUGAAAAGCUCCAGAUCUUACCAUCCAUCUCUCCCUGUAUUUUCCCAGAAUGUCUUGAGGAGCUGGGUUGUCUGAUAGAGAACUACGGGAUGAACGUAUGUCAGCCAACACCGGCCAAGUCCCUGAAAGAGAUUGCUGUUCACAUCGGAGACAGGGACAACUCGGUACGCAACGCUGCCCUCAACACAGUGGUGGCUGUGUACAACGUCUGUGGCGACCAAGUCUACAAACUCAUUGGCAAUGUAAGCUACUCACUAGUACAAUGGACUGUAACACUGAGUGUACAAAACAUUAGGAGCACCUGCUCUUUCCAUGACAUAGACUGACCAGGUGAAUCCAGGUGAAAGCUAUGAUCCCUUAUUGAUGUCACUUGUUAAAUCCACUUCAAUCAGUGUAGAUGAAGGGGAGGAGACUGGUUAAAGAAGGAGUUUUAAGCCUUGAGACAUGGAUUGUGUAUGUGGACCAUUCAGAGGGUGAAUGGGCAAGACAAAAUAUUUAAGUGACUUUGAAUGGGGUAUGGUUUGGGUGUGUCAAGAACUGCAACGAUCAACUCAAUAUUAGGAAGGUGUUCAUAAUGUUUUGUACACAGUGUAUACUACAAUAGAGGGUAUGUCACAACGCAGGAUCAAUGAGUUAACCAGCUAACUUGCUUAAAUCUUCUGGAAUUAAUACAUUUUAAAAAGAUAUGCUUGAAAUGGGCAUGGACUGUUUCAACCAACAACUAAUUUAAUUUAUUAAUGAACCAUUAAAAUCUGUAUGUUUAUCAAAUUUGGCUAACUUAGUAUCCUGCUUUGGACUAGACCCCUCUGGAUAUAUCAUCUCCGGUGUUAAUCUCGAACAUCCUCUGUCUUUCUCCUGCAGUUGUCUGAGAAGGAGAUGAGUAUGUUAGAGGAGCGGGUCAAGCGCUCAGCUAAGAAGACCCCGGCAGCAGCCCCACCACCCAACAGACAGACUGCAGAGAGGGAGAGGCCCCAGAGAGAGCACCCUUCCAACCCCAACGCUACCUUCAUGAGAAAGCCUGCUCAGCAACCUCAGGAAGAAGUGCCCAACAAGCUCAAGUAUGGGAAGGAUCAACUCCCUUGUCUACUGCCUCCUCAACUACCUGCUACAGCAUGGCUCUCUCUUCUAACAAACCUACCUAUGGGGUUUUUACUAUACUUUAGUCUGGUGAUCUAGUAGAUGGUAAAGUACAGUGGUACUAACAUUCAUGGCAAAGAAAUUCUGUCCAUGUCUUAAGACCUUCCUACAAACCCUCGUAAGAAUAUCUUAAUGCUCCUCCUCAAUGUCUUUUGAGUAUCUUUCCUCCUAUUCUAACCUCUGUUUCAUUGGGUACAGCUAAAGGCAUGUGACUGGCCUGCAACUCAUUGACAGUCCAAUGUGGGCAACCCUAAACUGACCCUAACCUUGACCAAACCCCUAACGCUAACCUCAAACCUAACUUUAACCAAUUACAAAAAUCAACAUGUGUUCGCUGGUCAGUCUCCCUUUAGUUUUCCCUGUUUCAUUGCAUGGUGUGGUCUCUUAAUCCUGAGCCUCUCUUCUCUUUUAUAAUUGCUCUUUUCUUAUCGCUGCUCUGCUCUCCAUGGACAGAAUAAUGUAUCGCACUUAUAGGAUGUGAGUACCGCCGUGCCUCUCCCAUACAGUGUGCCCUCUGCUCUCCUCCAGAAGCACUCCGGAUGGGGAUGUAAUCUAAUCAUCUAAUGUAACACUCACCAGUCUAAACCAAGUAGUUAAUUCACUGUCCUCCCCUCCUCCUCGUUCGUUGUAACUGUCUUAAUGUGUUCAUGGUAACCUUCCAGUGUCCAGACUAGCAAACCGCUAUGUAUUGGGGUGCAUUAUAAGUAGUAUGCUAGUGCGAGUAUUUGAACAGAGCUAAUGUGUGCUGCCUGCCUCUCUGUCUGUGUUGGUUUCCAUGACAUGGUUCUGAUUCUGAAUGAUCCUCUUCUGUCCUCCCUCCACCAGCCAAGCGCGGGCUCAGAACGCAGAACGGGAACACUCACACCCCUCCAUCCCCAAGGAGUUUCAGCUGGAUCUGGACAUCAUUGAGAAUGACCACACGCGGGUCAGUGAGCUGCCCGACCUGGUCCAACACAAACUGGAGGAACUGCUGGAGCCCAUCAUGAUGCCAGAGCCCAAGUAAGUGUCUAGCUGCCCUGAGGCUAAUACUCUACCAGCUGCCCUGAGCCUAAUACUCUACCAGCUGCCCUGAGCCUAAUACUCUACCAGCUGCCCUGAGGCUAAUACUCUACCAGCUGCCCUGAGGCUAAUACGCUACCAGCUGCCCUGAGGCUAAUACGCUACCAGCUGCCCUGAGGCUAAUACGCUACCAGCUGCCCUGAGGCUAAUACGCUACCAGCUGCCCUGAGGCUAAUACGCUACCAGCUGCCCUGAGGCUAAUACGCUACCAGCUGCCCUGAGGCUAAUACGCUACCAGCUGCCCUGAGGCUAAUACGCUACCAGCUGCCCUGAGGCUAAUACGCUACCAGCUGCCCUGAGGCUAAUACGCUACCAGCUGCCCUGAGGCUAAUACGCUACCAGCUGCCCUGAGGCUAAUACGCUACCAGCUGCCCUGAGGCUAAUACGCUACCAGCUGCCCUGAGGCUAAUACGCUACCAGCUGCCCUGAGGCUAAUACGCUACCAGCUGCCCUGAGGCUAAUACGCUACCAGCUGCCCUGAGGCUAAUACGCUACCAGCUGCCCUGAGGCUAAUACGCUACCAGCUGCCCUGAGGCUAAUACGCUACCAGCUGCCCUGAGGCUAAUACGCUACCAGCUGCCCUGAGGCUAAUACUCUACCAGCUGCCCUGAGACUAAUACUCUACCAACACAGGUUGGGAGGUCUGCCUGCCAACUUUCCGACUUUCUUACAUUUGUUCUGAAAUAGCCAUGUGGUUAAUAGCCGAGUGCCUGCCCAGAGCCUUCCACAAAAUCUGGCUGGGAGAGAUGUGUAUUGAUGGAUCUUAGAACUUCAAAAAACAUCUUAAGAUCCUGUCAUCAUAAGACUAAUGGUGGUUAUAUAAGGUAUGAGUUGUUUGUGUUCCCUCAGGAUCCGCUCUGUGUCGCCCCACUUUGACGACCUCCACAACAGCACUGCGUCCACCAUCAACUUUGUCAUCUCCCAGGUGGCCAGUGGAGACAUCAACACCAGCAUCCAGGCUCUGGCCCAGGUACAGCAUUUACUGUAGUGUAGGCAUAGCACAGGAGGUUGGUGGCACCUUAAUUGGGGAGAACGGGCUCGUGGUAAUGGCUGGGGUGGAAUUAGUGGAAUGGUAUCAAAUACAUCAAACACAUGGUCUCCAGGUGUUUGAUGCCAUUCCAUUUGCUCCGUUCCGGACAUUAUUAUGAGCCAUUCUCCCCUCAGCAGCCUCCACUGGGGCAUAGCAACAUCACUCGCUGGGCAAUACCAGGCUUUACUGUUAAACUUGAAACUUUUAUUUAUUUAUUUGCCAAGUGUAAUGAAUACAUUGGAAAUGAUGUUCACCCAAUCUCUCACAAUAACAACCACAAGAAAUUGAAGUAAGGUAACCUCUGGUAGAAAGAUAUGGCACAUAGAAGCAAACCGGAUGGACAUCAUGAAAAUGAUCGGAGAGGUUGAGGGUAGAGGAAGUUCAGGAGUAAAAACAAACUAAAUAGAAUUAUUGUAAAAUUGACUGUGUCCAUAAAAUGCAUAUAGUAUGUAUAAGCUGGAAGUAGAGGCCUAAGCGUUGUUGUUCACUAGUUUACUCAAAUUAUGGAAGGGGUGGUGGGGCUGGAAAGUAAUAAAGGGAAAUAUAUAUUUUUUUUAAAGGAUAGAUAUAUAUGUGUGUGUGUGUGUGUGUGUGUGUAUAUAUAAUAUAUAUUUGCGAGAGAAAAAAACAUAUGGGGGAUUGGAAGUGAUGCAGACAAUUACAUUGAUGGAAGUUACAAUCUAUCUGCAAUAUUAAAGCUGAUCUACCCCCUAAAAAAUAAAACUCUGGUAACCUCUUAACACCCAUCUAUCACCUGAGGUACUCUGCUCUGGUUAGGAGAGGGCAAGCGGUUGAUAAAGACAGUACCAAAGUCUGUGUGGUGUGGGUCUCUCUCUGUCUCCCCCAGAUUGACGAGGUGUUGAGGCAGGAGGACAAGGCGGAUGCCAUGUCAGGUCACAUUGACCAGUUCCUCAUCGCUACCUUCAUGCAGCUGCGUCUCAUCUACAACACACACAUGGCCGACGACCGCCUCGACAAAAAGGACAUCUUCAAGCUCUACAGCUGCAUCAUUGGCAACAUGCUCUCAGUGAGUAGUAUGACUACACAUGAACACCACUAGGGGGUGUUACUGGGCUGGUUCAAGGAGUUGGCGCUCUCUCUCCAGAGGGGUUUUGUUUUACCAUUUUAAAGCCUGAAGAUUUUCAGUGUAUCCUGGUGCAGAUCUUUGUAGAGCAACAUUAAAGGGGAUUUUUUAUAAUUAUUAUUGUUUGAUUUUACCAAACAGUUUUUUAGGGCUUAGUAGACUGGUGUUGACAUCUGUGUCUCUGCCCUGGGUCUGUCUCCUGUGUACUGUAGCUGUUCUCUAUGGAGAGCCUGGCGCGGGAGGCGUCGAUGGGCGUGCUGAAGGACCUGAUGCACGGUCUGAUCACCCUGAUGCUGGAUGCCCGGGUGGAGGACAUCGAGGAUGGGCAACAGCUCAUCCGCUCCGUCAACCUGCUGGUGGUCAGAGUGCUGGAGAAGUCUGACCAGACCAACAUCCUCAGGUCAGAUUCUACUCACUUUCUGAGACUGAUGGGGGAUGUGAUACAUUUUUUCUUCCUGAUUUAAUCAGGAAUUUCUAUUCAUAUUGAAAUGUUCCUACCCCCCAAACAAACAUCCUACUUUUCCUGAUUUGAUAUGUUGGAAUCUCCAGGGAGUUACAGUAUCUAGUGUUUAUGCAGAGUCCCUGAUCUAUCUCUCUGCAGUGCUCUUCUAGUGCUGCUACAGGACAGCCUUACCACUUCAUCAGGGUCUCCUAUGUUCUCUGAACUGGUCAUGAAGGUAAUAACACUCUUUCAGUAUAUUUUGUUGUGGGAGUUUACUUUUGUCAGUGUACAUACUAUUAGAGCUGAGAAUUGCCAGGGACCUCACAAUAUGAUAUUUUCACGAUAAUAUGUAUUGUGAUUCUCAUGAUUAUAUGUUUUGUGAUUUUUUUUUUACUGCGAUUUUAUUGCAAUUUGAUGUUUCAAACAUAUUGCUCACCAUGUCUGCUGCAGAGAGACAAGAGAGAGCAUGAGAAAAUGAGUUUUGAUCAGUCAGGGAAAUAAAAGUGCUGAAAACAUGUUGGCUCACUAUUUUAAAAAGAAAAUGGAGAACAAGCUAUAGGAUGAAAAAUAUCAGGAGUUUUGGUGCAGGUACAGCUGACUAGCGCUAGCUAACGCUACCUAGCAUGUUUUGUACAAAUCGAUACUUGGAGUAAUAAUAUUGCGAUAUGUAACAAUCCAUUUUUUCCCCCAUCCCUACAUAUCAUGUACAUUGUCGAAUUGAUUUUCGCAGAUGUAAACUUCCUGUUCUUUGGAUUCACAACUGACACAUAAAUGGAGGAUAAUGAAUGAGGUUAAAAAGUGAUGAAUUUCCCCUUUACACUGCCUGUACAAUCACAAACUGAUGAUUGGAGUUAAAUUGAGUUUAUUUUGUUCCAUGUCUGCAGUGCCUGUGGCGUAUGAUCCGGUUCCUGCCAGAGACCAUCAACAGCAUAAAUCUGGACCGCAUCCUGCUGGAUGUCCACAACUUCAUGAAGGUGUUCCCCAAAGAGAAACUCAAGCAGCUGAAGAGUGACGUACCCCACAGGACCCUCAAGACUCUGCUGCACACACUGUGUAAACUCACUGGAAACAAGGUACUACACACACACACACACACACACACACACUGUGUAAACUCACUGGAAACAAGGUACUACACACACACACUGUGUAAACUCACUGGAAACAAGGUACUACACACACACACACUGUGUAAACUCACUGGAAACAAGGUACUACACACACACACUGUGUAAACUCACUGGAAACAAGGUACUACACACACACACACACUGUGUAAACUCACUGGAAACAAGGUACUACACACACACACUGUGUAAACUCACUGGAAACAAGGUACUACACACACACUGUGUAAACUCACUGGAACAAGGUACUGGACAUUCACAGCCAAUGGUUCAGUGAUUAUGUUGUGUUUUAUGUACGCAGAUGAAUUUCCCCUUGAGAGACAAUGAAGUUGUAUUGAAUUGAACCACCUUACCAUUUAUUAGUGCAUUAUUCAGGGGUACUGCUGUCUGUUUUCAUUAAGUAGACCAUAGAUAAGCUGCUGUUGUUUUGACCAUGUUGAUUUGCGGUGUCUAGAUCCUAGACCACAUGUCCAUGAUCGAGAACAGGAAUGAGUCUGAGCUGGAGGCCCACCUGAGACGUGUGGUCAAACACUCUGGAAACUUCUCUGGCAUGAAGACAGACAGGGGCACAGAGAAAGGACAGGUAUGUUCACUUAACCCAACCUCUAAUUGUUUGAUUUAUUUAACACCAUUCAAGUGAAUACACUGAAUUAAAAAUAACUGAGGAUAAAUGCGUCAGCUUCCACAAUAGCCUGUCUUCUUACUGCUUCCAGGAUGACAGGAUGUCUAAAGCUAAAGUGAGCGACAUCCUCUCUGAGAUCUUCAAGAAGAUUGGUUCCAAGGAAAACACAAAAGAGGUGAUUAUUUUCAUUUUUUUUAUUUUUUUAUUUUUUUUAUUUCACCUUUAUUUAACCAGGUAAGCCAGUUGAGAACAAGUUCUCAUUUACAACUGCGACCUGGCCAAGAUAAAGCAAAGCAGUGCGAUAAAAACAACAACACAGAGUUACAUAUGGGGUAAAACAAAACAAAGUCAAAAAUACAACAAAAAAAAUAUAUAUAUACAGUGUGUGCAAAUGUAGCAAGUUAUGGCGGUAAGGCAAUAAAUAGGCUAUAGUGCAAAAUAAUUACAAUUAGUAUUAACACUGGAAUGAUAGAUGUGCAAGAUAUGAUGUGCAAAUAGAGAUACUGGGGUACAAAUGAGCAAAAUAAAUAACAAUAUAGGGAUGAGGUAGUUGGGCGGGCUAAUUUCAGAUGGGCUGUGUACAGGUACAGUGAUCGGUAAGGUGCUCUGACAACUGAUGCUUAAAGUUAGUGAGGGAGAUAAGUGUCUCCAGCUUCAGAGAUUUUUGCAAUUUGUUCCAGUCAUUGGCAGCAGAGAACUGGAAGGAAUGGCGGCCAAAGGAGGUGUUGGCUUUGGGGAUGACCAGUGAGAUAUACCUGCUGGAGCGCAUACUACGGGUGGGUGUUGCUAUGGUGACCAAUGAGCUAAGAUAAGGCGGGGAUUUGCCUAGCAGUGAUUUAUAGAUGGCCUGGAGCCAGUGGGUUUGGCGACGAAUAUGUAGUGAGGACCAGCCAACAAGAGCGUACAGGUCACAGUGGUGGGUAGUAUAUGUGGCUUUGGUGACAAAACGGAUGGCACUGUGAUAGACUACAUCCAAUUUGCUGAGUAGAGUGUUGGAGGCUAUUUUGUAAAUGACAUCGCCGAAGUCAAGGAUCGGUAGGAUAGUCAGUUUUACGAGGGCAUGUUUGGCAGCAUGAGUGAAGGAGGCUUUGUUGCGAAAUAGGAAACCGAAUCUAGAUUUAACUUUGGAUUGGAGAUUCUUAAUGUGAGUCUGGAAGGAGAGUUUACAGUCUAACCAGACACCUAGGUAUUUGUAGUUGUCCACAUACUCUAGGUCAGACCCGUCGAGAGUAGUGAUUCUAGUCGGGUGGGCGGGUGCAGGCAGCGUUCGGUUGAAGAGCAUGCAUUUAGUUUUACUAGUGUUUAAGAGCAGUUGGAGGCUACUGAAGGAGUGUUGUAUGGCAUUGAAGCUCGUUUGGAGGUUUGUUAACAGUGUCCAAUGAAGGGCCAGAUGUAUACAAAAUGGUGUCGUCUGCGUAGAGGUGGAUCUGAGAGUCACCAGCAGCAAGAGCGACAUCAUUGAUAUACACAGAGAAAAGAGUCGGCCCAAGAAUUGAACCCUGUGGCACCCCCAUAGAGACUGCCAUAGGUCCAGACAACAGGCCCUCCGAUUUGACACAUUGAACUCUAUCUGAGAAGUAGUUGGUGAACCAGGCGAGGCAGUCAUUUGAGAAACCAAGGCUAUUUAGUCUGCCAAUAAGAAUGCGGUGGUUGACAGAGUCGAAAGCCUUGGCCAGGUCAAUGAAAACGGCUGCACAGUACUGUCUAUUAUCGAUCGCGGUUAUAAUAUCGUUUAGGACCUUGAGCGUGGCUGAAGUGCACCCAUGACCAGCUCGGAAAACCGAAUUGCAUAGCGGAGAAGGUACGGUGGGAUUCGAAAUGGUCGGUGAUCUGUUUGUUAACUUGGCUUUCAAAAACUUUUGAAAGGCAGGGCAGGAUGGAUAUGGGUCUGUAACAGUUUGGAUCUAGAGUGUCACCCCCUUUGAAGAGGGGGAUGACCGCGGCAGCUUUCCAAUCUCUGGGGAUCUCAGACGUUACGAAAGAGAGGUUGAACAGGCUAGAAAUAGGGGUUGCGACAAUUUCGGCGGCUAUUCCUGUUCAUGUAUUCAUACCUUCAUUUUACUGUUUGCACCCUCCUGCUCAGGUCCUAAUUAUAGAAGAGAAUGUGUUCUCAAUAACUGGUUAAAGAAUUCCCAGUACCACUCCAGAGUUGUUUUAGUAAGUUAACUGUGUGUUGUGACUGUGUUGUGUUCUCCCCAGGGCCUGACAGAGCUGUAUGAGUAUAAACAGAAGUACUCAGACGCUGACCUGGAGCCCUUCCUGAGGAACACGUCUCAGUUCUUCCAGAGUUACGUGGAGAGAGGCCUGCGCAUGAUCGAGUCUGAGAGAGAGGGCAAAGGCAGGAUCCAGCCUUCUAGCACAGGUACUAACCCUGCAGGAUUAAAGGGGAAUGAUUGGUAUUUACCUUUUGAUACUUUAUCUGAUAUGACUAGUGUACCAUGUCCAACCCUCAUACUUUAGUCCCAAACCUUUAACUGAGCAUUAGGGAAUGCAAUCAUAUGACCGGCCUCUAGUGCUCUGGUAUAAGCAGUGUUAUUACUGUUGUGGUUUACUAGUAGCUAGCUACUGUAUGUAUAUUCAUUGAUAGUAUACGCAUCUGCUGGACUGGUUAAAAAGCCGCUCAGUAGCUGUGAAGAGUUGAAGUGCAAUAUUUCUGUCUGUUCCAGUGAUUCCCCAACAUGGCCUAGACUCUGGCCCGGUGCCUCUGAACGGAGAGGAGAUGAAACCUGCAGUUUACUACGAGAGACUGAAGAUACUGAGACAGAGACAGGGACUGGAGAACAACUCCAGGGUUAGUUUAACAUUGAUCACAUUGAUGCCACUUGGCUUACAAUUUCACAUUUAUAUUUAUAUGUUUAUAUUAUGAUGUAGAAUUUGAAUACUUAGUAUUGAUGAGUGUCCAAUCCCCUUCUUCCCAGAAAUAGGGAAAAAGAACGGAAAAGAGGCAAAAAAGGAAAAGAGGCUCUUCCCCCCUUCUUCCCCUCCCUUCCCUCUUUCCCCCUCCCUUCCCCUCUUUCCCACUCCAUUCCCCCUCUUUCCCCCUCUCCCCUCUUUCCCCCUCCCUUCCCCUCUUUCCCCCUCCCUUCCCCUCUAUCUCCUUCUUCCCCUUCCUCUCCUCGCUCUGCACAACAGCAGGCUCAGCUGUUGCAAGCAGGUUGGAAGGGGGACAGUGUACAGGACGCGUCCCCAUCACGUCCCUGCUGUCCAAGCCCUCGGUGGGCCUCCUCAACAGACAUUGCUCACAAAGCAAAACUGUCUCCAGCUCAAGGAGUCUUCAGUGAGUCCCACUUCCAGCAGGAGCAGUCCCACUCCCACAGCCCUGCACGCUCCUCGUCCCCCGCCGCCAACCUCGACGACCUCAAGAAGAGGCUGGAGCGGAUAAAGAGCAACCGCCAAUGA
Molecule: messenger RNA, 32571 nt
Organism: Coregonus sp. 'balchen'
Lineage: Eukaryota; Metazoa; Chordata; Actinopteri; Salmoniformes; Salmonidae
Source: the annotation of a GenBank genome assembly